Molecule: messenger RNA, 1641 nt
Organism: Trichophyton rubrum CBS 118892
Lineage: Eukaryota; Fungi; Ascomycota; Eurotiomycetes; Onygenales; Arthrodermataceae
Exons: 2
Coding region: 1-1641 (546 amino acids)
Molecular function (GO): FAD binding
Source: RefSeq, a predicted model, not a curated record
AUGACCGCUACAUCAGUUACUGCGGCUCUCCUGAUUGCUGUUUCUGUUUUCUUUGCCAUGCGCCGUUUGCGCGGAAGCCCGAAGGAGCCGGAGCCGGAGCUUGUAGUUCGCUCGUCGGAAGCUGCCAUACAACUCAACAAGCUCCUUGCAUCUGCCUUACCUGAGGAUGUUGUGGUUUUGCCUCAAAAUGCUGCUACUUUCAGGAAGUCAAUGAACACAUAUUGGGCCCAGCAGGAGUGUGAGGUCGUGCCUGCGUGUGUUGUCCGGCCUCGGAAUAUCGACCAGCUCUGCACAGCUGUCACUAUUCUUAAAGGGGAGUACGACAGGCGAAGGAGUUUAGAUGAUGAGAAAGGCGGUAUUAAGGCGGGUGGCUUAUUUGCUGUCCGUAGCGGUGGCCAUUCAGCUGUCUCUCAUGCCGCGAGCAUCGAGGACGGUGUGAUGAUUGAUAUGAGCCUAUUCUGCGACGUGACCCCAUCGAAGGAUGGGUCGAGCGUCGUAAUCGGCGCGGGAGCUAGAUGGGGUCCAGUUUUCGAAGCUCUGGCUGCGAAGGGUCUAGCUGUUGCUGGUGGACGAAACUCACAUGUUGGCGUCGGCGGCUUGACAUUAGGAGGUGGAAUUUCCUUCUUUUCUCAACGCGUCGGUUCGGUAUGCAAUAAUGUUCUGAGCUACGAAGUCGUACUGGCCUCUGGGGCCGUUGCCACAGCUUCACCUACCUCCAACCCCGACCUCUGGCGUGCCUUGAAAGGUGGUGGUAAUAACUUCGGUAUCCUCACUAGCAUUACUCUACGCAGCUUCCCUUCUACCGACAUAUGGAGCGGUUUCCUCUAUAUGCCAUCCAGUAGUGCUCAAAAGGCCCUGCAUGCGUUCCACGACUUUGUUCACAGAGCCCAUCCCGACAAUACUGGAAUUACUUAUGAUCGCCAUGCGUCCGGUCCGAUCGCAUGUUUCACUUACCUGCAGCAACUUGGCAUCCAGGCGGUCUCAGUCAACCUCGUCUACACGAAGCUCCCUGAGAAGAAGAACAAAUGGCCUGAGUGUUGGGAAACUUCUGGCUUCAAAUCACUUUGGCGCUUCUGGAGUACUUGCAAGGUCCGUCCACUCGCAGAUGCUUGUGAUGAAAUGAACUCCCUUAAUCCUCCUGGUAGACGUCAGGUGCUUGCUACCACCACCACCAAGAACGACAUGGCAACGCUACAAGCCGUCUACGCUGCCUAUAAAGACGCUAUUGCGCCUAUCAAACAAGCUAAUAUCAAGGGCAUGUCAUGGACGCUCGUCUUGCAGCCCAUGCUAGCAAACUGGGCUGGGGAUGGCUGUGACGGAAAUCCCUUUGGUCUAGCCGAUACCAAAGAGCCUCUUGUGAUUGUCUCCUUUACCGUCAAUUGGAUUGAAAAGAGUGACGAUAAGCUCUCUGAGAAGCUAACUCGCGACGCAAUUGAGCAGAUCGAUGCCGCUGCCUCUGUCAACGGGACUGGCUAUCGGUAUCGAUACAUGAACUACUGUGGAGACUGGCAGAGGCCAUUUGAGGGAUACGGAGAGGAAAACGUACAACUCUUACGCGACGUAAGCCAGAAGUAUGAUCCGGAGGGCUUGUUUCAAAGAGGCUGUGUAGGUGGGUUUAAGCUUGAUAUAGAAUAUUCCUAA